This is a messenger RNA of Fonsecaea multimorphosa CBS 102226, 1863 nucleotides long. RefSeq lists its product as uncharacterized. The record is from RefSeq and is a predicted model, not a curated record. Gene Ontology annotation, biological process: ketone body biosynthetic process; L-leucine catabolic process. The transcript has 2 exons. Bases 1 to 1863 code for a protein of 620 amino acids. Gene Ontology annotation, molecular function: hydroxymethylglutaryl-CoA lyase activity. NCBI's taxonomy places the organism in Eukaryota, Fungi, Ascomycota, Eurotiomycetes, Chaetothyriales, Herpotrichiellaceae.
AUGGAGACUCCAGCCGUACGUAUUGUCGAAGUGGGUCCACGAGAUGGUCUACAAGCCGUUGAAGAGAUUGUUCCGACAGAACUCAAAAUCCAGCUCAUUCAAAGACUCUCCAAGACUGGCCUGCGAUGUAUAGAAGCCACUUCGUUCGUACCGUGGCGAUGGAUUCCUCAACUAGCCGAUCACCGAGCGGUCAUGCAAGCGAUCAAAGAAAUCCAAGACGCUGCCAGUACCCAGAUCAGAUACUCCGUGUUAGUCCCGAACCUCAGAGGAUUUCUGGCUGCCGCUGAGGCAGGUGCGCGGGAAGUAGGAGUCUUCGUAUCGGCUACUGAGAGGUUCAGCCACAGCAACAGCAAUUGCAGCGUCAAGGAGGGCUUAGCGCGUGCCAAAGAGAUUGUAAAGAAGGCCGGGAAUAUGGGAAUACACGUACGAGGGUACAUCUCUUGUGUCUUCUCGUGCCCAUUUGAAGGCCCAACAGAUCCACAGGAUGUGUUGACGGUCGCGCAGGAGCUGCUCAACAUGGGAUGCUACGAAGUCAGUCUCGGCGACACUACGGGAACUGGUACUCCAGCCCAUGUUCGACGUUUGCUCGACGUCCUUCUGAAAUCCAUCCCUACCUCUCGACUGGCGGGUCAUUUCCAUGACACGUACGGUCAAGCUGUGGCCAAUGCUGUCACAGCCUACAAGCUAGGUCUGCGCACGUUCGAUAGUAGCGUGGGCGGCCUGGGGGGGUGUCCCUACAGCCCAGGGGCAAAGGGUAAUCUAGCCACCGAAGAUCUCGUCUACACUUUCCAAGAGAUGGGGAUUGCAACGGGCGUGGAUUUGCACAAGCUGGCAGAAAUUGGGCAUUGGAUAAACGAAAAGCUGGGGAAGCCAAAUGGCAGCCGAGCGGGUGCAGCCAUCUAUUCUAAACAUGACGCCGCACCAGCUAAAGGCACCCCCAAGUGUCAACCUGCAGUUUGGACCAUGGUCAAAAUAGACCCAGAGUACGAGCUGCUCCGAAAUGUGUCAACAGUCAAGAUAGUGCUGAAUCGACCCCGCAAUGGCAACGCUCUGACCCGGACAAUGCUCACACACCUGACCACGCUCUUCGAGACGCUGUCCAAAGACUCUUCGGUGUUUCAUAUUGUUCUCACAGGUACGGGCAAGUAUUUUUGCACGGGAAUGGAUCUCAGCAGCGGUGGCGCCACAGCUACUGGGGCGGACGUGGCUUCGAAACAGGACCAGUUCGAAGGGCUGUACCAGCUAUUCGAGGCUAUCGACAGAACUCCUCAAACAACCAUCGCACUAAUCAAUGGACCAACAUUUGGGGGCGGAACCGGACUUGCCUUUGUCUGUGACAUCCGCCUGGCUCAAGCCAAUGCCACGUUCACCAUGACCGAGGUCAAGCUAGGGCUUUGCCCUGCAACUAUCUCCAAGUUUGUCGUUCGCGAGUGGGGGAUAGCCAUUGCUCGUGAGGCUAUGUUGACAAGUCGACCGGUCACCGCGCAAGAACUGCAUCGUUUUGGAGUGGUACAUGCCAUAGCCGCUUCACCUUCGUUACCGUUGUCCGGGGUCGUGGAUGAAUCGCGCCAAAACCUUGAUCAAUUAUUGCAACAAUAUUGCGACAAAUUCCUCCACCGUGCUGCCCCGCAAGCAUCUGCACGUACGAAGGAGCUCGUCUCCGCUGCAUGGCGGUAUGCCGGUGAUGAGCGUCAAGACAAGGUCAUCAAAGACGUGUUCGAGUGGAUGAUUGCUCCUAGCAAGGAAGCUCAGAUCGGCACGGACGCAUUUCGAGCGGGAAAAAAGGAAGUGGACUGGUACAUGGAGUAUCAAAAGGGUAAACUGACCAAAGGUAACGGCCGGAGCCUUAAGCCCAAGUUGUAG